GUGGUCGGUUCUAGAGAUAAUUCUACAGUUUCUAUCACUAUUUUAUUCUCUCUCAACUUUCUUAUCUCUCUCUGAUAAUAAUAAAACCCUAUAAGACUCUUCCACUCCACUGUCUCCUCCUCCAUACCUCUGUUGCUCUGUGACUUUAUACCUUUCUUUCUCUGUCUCUGUCUCUCUUCUAUUGGGGUGCGAGCGUUAAUAAAAGGGUGUGUGAGCAACAAUAUGGAUGGUGACAUGCUAAAAUCAUUAACAGAUCAGGAUCACAUGGACGUGAUGACAAUGAUGAUGCAAAUGGAAAAGCUUCCUGAAUUCUGUGACCCUUUCCAUAACACUCCCAUUCCUACAUACCCAGAAAUCGAAUUCACCAGUGGAAGCACUAGUAACAUUACCACCACCACACCACCCAUAAUCCAUAACCCAAAUGUAGCCCCUGUCCCACACACAUUGAUAAACCCAAGUUCCUCCAUACCAUUAAUGGGCACUCCAAUUCAGGACCCCAUGACACCAUCUCUUCAACCCCAUGUGAUGUCAGGAAGAUUCAGUUUCAAUAAUGUUGGUGCAAUAUCACUUGCAAACUCAUAUGAGAAGAAGAACUCAGUGGCAGCAAUGAGAGAGAUGAUUUUCCGGAUAGCUGCGAUGCAACCUAUUCACGUAGACCCGGAAUCAAUCAAGCCACCUAAGCGGAGGAACGUGAAGAUUUCAAAGGAUCCACAGAGCGUGGCAGCGAGGCAUAGGAGGGAAAGGAUUAGUGAGAGGAUAAGGAUACUGCAAAGGCUUGUUCCUGGUGGGUCUAAAAUGGACACGGCUUCGAUGUUGGAUGAGGCUAUACAUUACAUGAAGUUCUUGAAGAAACAAGUGCAAAAGUUGGAACAAGCCGAGGCUAAUAGGACAAUCAAUGGAGUUGGUUUACCUGCAGUUGGGAUGACGAGAGGUAGUGUGAAUUACGCUACUUUGAUGAAGGCUUACCAGCGGCCAGGCUGCUCAAAUGGUGGGGUCUAUGCAGAUCUAAUGUCUUGGUGAGAGAGCAGGGUGAAAGUACUAUUGAUAGAUGCAUGUAUGGUGUAGGAGUGAUAGUAUUGGUCUAUAGGUGGGCCUGUAAAGAAAAUGUAGUUUCUUAAUUUAUCAUAUUAUUAGUGUGUUAACGUUAAAUGAAUGUAAUUGGUGGGAUUUAACCACUUUGACGAAA
This is a messenger RNA of Quercus robur (English oak), 1186 nucleotides long. RefSeq names its product transcription factor HEC2-like. Bases 223 to 1020 code for a protein of 265 amino acids. Gene Ontology annotation, molecular function: DNA-binding transcription factor activity; protein dimerization activity. The transcript has a single exon. Gene Ontology annotation, biological process: regulation of DNA-templated transcription. The record is from RefSeq and is a predicted model, not a curated record. Lineage: Eukaryota; Viridiplantae; Streptophyta; Magnoliopsida; Fagales; Fagaceae.